CCAUUUAAACGUUCAAUUCGAAAGUGAAGCGAAAUUCGCCUUUUCCUGUUUUUCUACUGACAUUUUAUUUGCAGAAGUUGAUUUGAUUUACUUAAAUGUUAAAAGGAAGGCAAAAUCAUACGUUCAUCUUCUUUGUUUGAAAAUAAUACACACAGUCGAGUCCCUUCUUAAAUCUCAGAGGAAUCUAAUGGACAAGUUCGUGUCAAGGAAGGCCUCAUUCAGCUCAGGCUGGCAGCUGCUCCACAGGAGAGGUGAUCUGUUCACCUGUCCGCCCACCGAUGCCUUGGCGCACUGCAUCAGUGAGGACUGCCGGAUGGGAGCCGGGAUCGCUGUACUCUUCAAGAAGAACUUUAAGGGAGUUGAAGAGCUCAAGGCACAGAAGAAGCAACCUGGGCAGUGUGCUGUUCUUGAACGAUCUGGUCGUUUUGUGUACUACCUGGUCACAAAGAAGUACUAUUACCAAAAGCCCACCAGUGAGAGUCUCAGAAAGAGCCUCAUGUCUAUGAAGGAACACUGCUUGGCCAACGGCGUCAACCGUAUAUCCAUGCCUCGUAUUGGCUGUGGUCUGGAUAAAAUGCGUUGGGAAAAUGUGUCUUCCAUCAUCACAGACGUCUUCCAGGACACUAAAAUCUCCAUCACAGUGUAUACAAUCUAGACCCCAGCAGGUCUGAAACUCAGGUUAUUUCUUUACUGUUCUUACAGAAUGGUCAGGGUGUUGCUUUUUGUUCCCAUGGAAUUUCACAACUUAAUACUUAUUGUGUGUAGGGUGUUCGUUCAACUUCUUCUGGGGAAAUACAAGCUCUUAAAAUGUUUGAAAGCAUAAAGACUGUUCCUGUUAUAUACGCUAAUAUUCUGCAACUGUUUUUGUCACCACUAGAGGGCGAUGUUGCAUUGGUAUAGUUCAAUCUUAGAGAUUAUUUGAUAAGUGACGCUUAUCAAGUGUAUGAAAAAUAGAAAUCCACUAGAUGAUCUAUAAAAAUAAUUGCACCAAUAUUUUGUUAUUCUCAUUUCCAGAUUAUUCUUUAGUGGUCCUCAAACCUGUUUCUGUAGCUUUUACUGAAUUUGAAACUAACUGAAUAUCUUUCUAUAGCAGAAAAAGUGAGAGUGCUAUUUGUGUAUGUGCUUCUGAACUCAGUAUGUGUCUCGUUUUGAAGGCUGCACCCUCUGAAGGUCGCAUUAGUCAACUGCAUGCGUCAGCCAGGCUCUCUUAUUUCAGAGAAGAAAGCACCCAUUAUAAAAUUGACUGUUAUUCCUCAUGAGGCAUAAUUACUGUCAUUUCUGUCUUUGGAAACAAAUGUGACCUCCUGAGGGUGUAGCCUUCAAAAUGAGACACCGCUAACAUCAUACAUAUCAUAGUGCUGUCUGCUCGGUGCUCAUGAUAGGAAACUGACUCAAGUGUAUUGUAUUAACAUACAGGAAUUUGCAUACAAGGAUAUAUUUUUUUUAAUCAUUUCUAAAAACACAUUCAAACAUGAUGCUUAGAGCAAUGCAAAUUACAUAAAUGUUUGGCUAAGGUUUUUAUGUUAAUCAGCAAAAUAUCAAUAGGAUACUCCAUAUACUUUAGAUGUAAAUACUAUAUGGGUGUGGUUUGAAUUUAUUAUUAUAAAAUUUAAUGUCAUACAAGACAAAUGCUGCUAAAAUUGCUGGAUCAUUGCAAUAAUUAGCUCUGAAGUACCAAUCUCCUUAAAGGCAGGGCCCAGGCUGUAUUAAAGCAGUCUUAAUCAGAGGCCAGCUAUUUACACUGUUAAGAUUGCUGGGUUCCACACAAUCCAUUUGUGUUGGGACAACAUGAAGGAAUUAUGUUAACUUAUUAGUUUUUACAAAUUUAAGUAGAUUGAACAUAAAAGUAUUAAGUAAAAAAGAACAUCAAGAAUUGUUGAUUUAGCUCAUUUUAACUAAGUAGUUUGAACAAACAGCCAUUUUUGAGUGUACCCUACUUUAAAAUAUCCUGCAAUCUCUCAUCAUAAUACUCAAAGUUAUCUUGACAGUCUUCCCAGGGUGUAAAAUUAUCUUCUUCAUUCUCAACGAAAGUAGACCAGACAUACACGAAAUCCACAGGCCUCAUCAUGCGUAGUUUACACCCUGCCCUAACUAGCGCCUGAAGUCCGGCCUGUAUCUCCGGUUCCUCCCAUUCAAAGAGACGGGAGCAGUGGAUGUUAAGGCGCAGCGCCUUGCGUGCUUUCAAGAUCUCCACAAGCUUAGCAGCGCAGGCCACACAAGGGCUGGAGGAUGUGUACCAGGUCACUGUAUAGUGGAGGGACUUGUCGUAAUAGGCCAGCACCUGUUGAAAGAAGGCCUCUUCGGCAUGUGAGCCUGAAUGCUCAUCCUCCAGGUAACCGCGAACGCCAUCAGUCUCUGCUGCGCCACCUUGUAUGUCGACCUGGUAGCACAGGAAGGUCUUGUUGCGCCCGGACGAGUACUCCACAUUUUUAAAUUGGAACUUGAAGAAGGUUGGGUUCAUUCGGUCUCUGUGGAGAAAAAAGGAAUAUUACAUAUGAGUACAAGAAAAUCACAUGGUGUUUUUGGUGCAUUUGGGCUGCCAUUGGUUGCAUUCAUAUUAAGUUAAAUGUUUGGUAUACAGCUGGAUUUGCAGAAUUUCAUACACUUAUACCAAUAAAAUGUAUAAACAAA
Danio aesculapii is the source of this 2631-nucleotide messenger RNA. It is a transcript of the gene oard1, whose product is annotated as O-acyl-ADP-ribose deacylase 1. Gene Ontology annotation, biological process: peptidyl-glutamate ADP-deribosylation. The transcript has 6 exons. Lineage: Eukaryota; Metazoa; Chordata; Actinopteri; Cypriniformes; Danionidae. Bases 188 to 655 code for a protein of 155 amino acids. The record is from RefSeq and is a predicted model, not a curated record.